Molecule: messenger RNA, 1716 nt
Organism: Penicillium mononematosum
Lineage: Eukaryota; Fungi; Ascomycota; Eurotiomycetes; Eurotiales; Aspergillaceae
Exons: 7
Biological process (GO): regulation of DNA-templated transcription
Cellular component (GO): nucleus
Molecular function (GO): transcription cis-regulatory region binding; DNA-binding transcription factor activity, RNA polymerase II-specific
Source: RefSeq, a predicted model, not a curated record
GACACAUCAAAACGUGUCAAAAUUGUGCUCAUGGCAAAAUCCGAUGUAUCCGAACUUCGGAUUCUUCUAUCUGUGAUCGGGCUUAGAUGUCGCCGCCUUGACAAAGAGUGCUAUUUUCGGCCCGCUCGACCUCGUUACAACCCCGCUAAGAAGGGGACACGAGUCGAGGCUCUCGAAGCCAAAGUGGAUCAGCUUUUAGCGCGAGUCGUUAAUGAUCAGCACACUAAACACCACGCUGAUGUUCCUUUGGCCCUGUCUGACCCGGAACCUCAUUCCAUCCCAGAUAAACCCCGAGAUGUUAUUGAUCGCGGGAUUGUGAAAUUUGAUGAUGCCGUCACACUUCUUGAAUCUUUUCGGGAAACCUUGAUGCCAUAUUUUCCAUUUGUCUUUAUCGCACCGGAAGUGACGCUUGCGCAGCUGCGAGUGGAGAAACCGCUUCUCUUGCUGGCUAUCCUCAAGGUCUCAUCAUAUAAAAAUGCAGCCGCUCAGCAGAUAUUGGAAGAGACAUACCAAACAGCAGUUGCUGAUCAGAUGAUCUUCGCCCAUAAUCCAUCUAUGGACGUAUUGCUGGGACUUCUUGUGGCUUUGGCAUGGUCGCAGCAUCAGCCCCAGCAUGAAAGAUUCUCCAGCUACCUGCAUCUUGCUUGGAGUGUCGUCGGUGAUUUGCGGCUUGAUCGGUUGUCGGAAACUCAUUCAUACUAUUCACGAACCGCUAUGAGCAAGGUUUCCUCAGAUGAAAACAGUAGUAGACAUUCGGUGAACGAGAGAAGACGAGCUUUGAUUGGAUGUUACGUGCUAACCUCAUGUCGCUCGACAAUAUUGCAAAAGGAUCGCAUGAUGGCUCGGCUGUCAUAUGUUGAAAAGCAUGCACUUGAAUUGCUAUCCAAUGCUGAGAUUGCCAGUGAUCACUGCUUGGUACAAUUAGUAAAAUUACAACAAAUCUUUGAACGGAUCGAUGAUGCUGUGGUCACUACGGCGAAUUUAGUGCGAGAGGUUGAUAUGCAUGCAUUCCAAACCGAAAUCAACGAAUACAGAACGACCUUGCUGGCAAAGCCUUCGGACAAUUCCAACUAUUCGGCUUCGUUUGCGCCUCGCUCCCACACAGAUCCAGGGCUCCCACCACAUCUCGAAAGUGGCCACCAACCGUUAGACCUAUCACCAUUCCAGGUUGAAUUUCUCAACCGCGGCAUGACCGAAGCAAAGAAAUUCUUUGAUUACUUUUUCACAUUUGCUCCGAAUACUGAUCGGCUGAUCAGUCAUACCCAAUGGCUGCAAACUGGCUUUAACUUGGUUCUAGGCUGCAAACUGGCCGUCACGGGGGCAAAAUACGCCCACGCAGUCCACAUCAAGGACAGAGUGACUGUAGAUGGGAAACAACACUCUAAAUACUUCUACGAGGCAUGGCUGUGGCAUAUCCUUGAAUGGUUCGAGCAAAAGUAUCACCUGGUGCCUUCUGAAGAUACGACCCAAAUACCUACAGGAUUAUCCGAUGGCGGCCUCGGGCCGUCUACUUUGGCCAAUAGCGCAACCUCGCAAGAUGUUCCCCCGAUGGGUGAAAAUUAUAACGCCACACAAGUGGCACAGGUAGAUGGUACUGCCUUAUGGCCGGACUUCCUUUGGAACAUAAGCACGGAUGACAUACUCAAUGGGCAUAUGGGGUUUCCGGAUAUGCUGUAUCCCACAUUGCAGCCUGGAUAUGACAUGCCACUGCCAUGA